Messenger RNA from Brassica oleracea var. oleracea, 1839 nucleotides. RefSeq names its product protein NRT1/ PTR FAMILY 2.8. Gene Ontology annotation, cellular component: plasma membrane. The record is from RefSeq and is a predicted model, not a curated record. Gene Ontology annotation, biological process: transmembrane transport. Lineage: Eukaryota; Viridiplantae; Streptophyta; Magnoliopsida; Brassicales; Brassicaceae. The coding region runs from base 9 to 1718 and encodes 569 amino acids. The transcript is spliced from 4 exons. Gene Ontology annotation, molecular function: transmembrane transporter activity.
UCAACAAGAUGGACAUUGAAUCCCUUUCACCACCUGCCCAUCAAGAAUCCAGAAAACAAGCCCUGCUCAAGAAGCAGAGAGGAGGAUGGAGAGCUAUCAAGUACAUCAUUGCAAACGAGUCGUUUGAGAAGCUGGCGUCCAUGAGCUUGAUAGGGAAUCUAUCGGUGUAUCUCACGACAAAAUACAAUCUUGGUGGUGUUUUCUUGGUGAACAUCAUCAACAUCUGGUCUGGUUCUUGCAACUUUCUUAGUAUCCCAGGUGCUUUUGUCUCUGAUGCUUACCUCGGAAGAUUUUGGACUCUUCUCCUCGGUUCCAUCGCUUCUUUCCUCGGGAUGGGAGUAAUGGCUCUAACCGCGGCUAUUCCGCGUUUAAGACCAGAGGCUUGCAACGAUCCAACAAAUUGUUCAAACCCACCCACGAAGUGGCAGCUCGCGGUUCUAUUCUCUAGUCUAGGUUUACUAGCCAUCGGGGCAGGAGCAAUCAGACCAUGCAACAUCGCAUUUGGAGCAGAUCAAUUCGAUACAGGCACUAAAAAGGGCAAAGCGCAGCUUGAAACAUUCUUUAACUGGUGGUAUUUCUCCUUCACCGUGGCUCUUGUCAUUGCAUUGACAGGGGUCGUAUAUAUACAGACUAACGUUAGUUGGGUCAUUGGUUUCGUGAUCCCCACGGCCUGUCUUGCACUCUCUGUCACCACCUUUGUCAUCGGCCAACACACUUACAUAUGUCAAAAGCCUAAGGGCAGUGUGUUCGCAGACAUGGUUAAGGUUAUUGCCGCGGCUUCUAAGAAACGUAAGCUAAAAUCUGGAGAAGGUGUAUCAUUCUACUUAGGCCCUUCCACUGAUGGAUCCUCCACCACUUUGAUACAAAACAGACAAAGAUUAGGAUUUUUUGACAAAGCAGCAGUGAUAACUGAUCCGAACGAGUUAAACGACGAAGGUAAGACGAAGAACAACUGGAGACUAUGCAGUCUCCAGCAGGUGAAGAACCUCAAGUGCGUGACCGCUGUUUUACCGGUUUGGGUCACAGGAAUCGCGUGCUUCAUGCUGACCGAUCAACAGAACAUCUACGGGAUCCUACAAGCCAUUCAGAUGGAUAAAACGUUCGGACAUAACUUCAACGUUCCAGCAGGAUGGAUGAAUCUUGUCUCAAUGAUCACUCUCGCCAUCUGGAUCUCGCUAUACGAAUGCGUCAUCCUACCAAUAGCUAGACAAAUCACAGGACGUAAACAACGGUUAACGAUGAAACAAAGGAUCCAGAUAGGUAUCGUUAUGGGGAUAGCUUGCAUGAUCGUCGCGGGUUUCUUGGAAAAGGACAGAAGAGCGUCUGCUCUAAAGAACGGCUCGUUCGUGUCUCCUGUCUCGAUAGUGAUGUUGCUUCCUCAGUUCGUGCUUGCGGGUUUAACCGAAGCGUUUUCAGCUGUGGCUUUGAUGGAGUUUUUGACGGUUAAGAUGCCUGAGCAUAUGAGAGCCGUCGCUGGAGCUAUCUUCUUUUUAAGCUCGUCGGUUGCGAGUUACAUAUGCACGCUUCUUAUUAAUGUGAUUGAUAAGGUGACACGUGAGGAAGGGCAUUCGUGGUUAGGUGAUAAAGACUUGAACAAGAACAGGCUCGAGAACUAUUUUUUCAUAAUAGGAGGCAUUCAAGUCGUGAAUCUGAUCUAUUUUAGGUUCUUUGCUUCCAGGUUUGUCACUGAGAAGGAUAAGGAUAAUAGAGAUUUUUAGUCUAGUGGUCGAUCACUAUUUCUUAUUUCUUUUACUAGUUUAGAGGGUUACAUUUUUGUUUUUAUUUUGUUUAAUCAAUUUCAUGUGUAUCGUGCCUUGUUUCCUUUGACGUAUUGAAAGG